AAGGCUUGCGUUGAGGCUUCAACCAAAUAAUUGGAAAACGAGUAUCCAUCACUAUUCACCCAUAUAUAUUAGCUUUUCUUUUCCUCUUCAAAUUAUGUUCUUGCUUGGCCCUCACUAAGACCCAAACAGGGGAGAAGGAACCUAUUCUUUAAAACAUUAAGCAUGUCUUCUUUUAAUGUUGUCCUUCUACACCAUAACCUCCUCCUCCUUCUUCGAUCUCUUUCACAACCAUGGAAGAUUGGAACAUGCUUGGUGCUGAUUGUGUGGUCAUAUCAUGCUGCUGCCAGUGCUUGAUGCUGCAAAUUCUGGUGUUUGUGUUGCUAAAGCUUCCUUGCAAGUUGGUCAAGAAAACAAGAGAUUAUGCUAAGAAAAAGCUUCGUCAAAGGAAGGGAAAUACGCAUAGGGAAAUGGGUUCUUGUGAAGAUGUUCUUGUGAGAAUUCGUGAACAAUCUCUUGGAAUUCAAGCAGAGGUGGCACUAACAGAUGGUGCAGGACACAGUUGCAUGGAUGAAGUUGAAAAGGUGAUGGAGGAGUUUUAUGAGAAGGGAGAGUUUGCGUUUGGGAGCUUUUGGGGGAGGAAGGGGCCAUGGGGUGUUCCUACAAAUGUCGAUCAUUAUGAUCAUGUUAAUUUUGUACAAUAUCAAAUAAUUGAUUUGGUUGGUUCUUCCUUGAGCUAUGUAUAAAUAUGGUAUCGGUUCUGAUGAUGUUCUCGAAGAUUCGUUGCAAUUGCAAACUAGAUCGCUUUUACGAAAUUAUGAUCAUGCUCUUAUGUAAUUUCAUAGGAUUUAUUAUACAAGAAAAUUAAUCUUUGAGAAUCUUAUAUUUUAAAUAACAUAUU
Cajanus cajan (pigeon pea) is the source of this 838-nucleotide messenger RNA. RefSeq lists its product as uncharacterized. The record is from RefSeq and is a predicted model, not a curated record. Lineage: Eukaryota; Viridiplantae; Streptophyta; Magnoliopsida; Fabales; Fabaceae.